Molecule: messenger RNA, 1908 nt
Organism: Salvia miltiorrhiza (redroot sage)
Lineage: Eukaryota; Viridiplantae; Streptophyta; Magnoliopsida; Lamiales; Lamiaceae
Product: probable glucan endo-1,3-beta-glucosidase A6
Exons: 3
Coding region: 293-1660 (455 amino acids)
Biological process (GO): carbohydrate metabolic process
Cellular component (GO): plasma membrane
Molecular function (GO): hydrolase activity, hydrolyzing O-glycosyl compounds
Source: RefSeq, a predicted model, not a curated record
GAAGUCGCAACAAAACCAAACCCGGAAUCACGUCCAACUCACACUUCGCUCGGUACAACCUUGAAAUUACACACACACAUGUUCCUAUUCCUAAUCCCUGGACUUUGCCCUGUCUUCGUCAAUCUCAACGUUCCAUCCACGUUUCUCUUUCUCUCCCCCCGCAAUUAAGACAAAUCUAUGUUCAUUAGUUUGCACUUAAAUUCAAUACACUAUUAAUAGAAGCGUCAUUCGCUGCUUCAUCUCCAAAUACUCUGCUGCGGCUGCCAGAGAUUAGCAGAGCAAAUACUGGACCAUGGUGUUUUGCUAUGCGCUUCUGCUUCUCCUCACGGCUUCUCUCUCAUAUGGAGCAAUGCAACCGAAAGUCGGCGUCUGCUACGGCGACCUCGGCAACAAUCUCCCCAGCCGGCAAAAAUCCGUGGAGCUAAUCCAAAAGCUCAACGCCAAACGCAUCAAAAUCUACGGCGCCAAUGCCGCAACGCUCAAGGCGAUCCAGGGCACCGACCUCCAAAUCUCAAUCAUGCUCCCAAACGACCUCAUCCCCGCCGCCGCCGCCAACCAAACCUUCGCCGACGAGUGGGUCAAAUCAAACGUCUCGCCAUUCUACCCCAAAUCGAAGAUCCGCUACCUCCUCGUCGGCAACGAGAUCCUCAGCAACCAGCCCAAUUCCACCUGGUUCAAGCUCGUCCCCGCCAUGCGCAGAAUCCGUUACUCCGUCAAAAAAUUCGGCCUCAAAAAGAUCAAAGUCGGAACGCCGUUAGCCAUGGACUGUUUGGAAGCCUCCUACCCGCCGUCGGCCGGCGCGUUCCGGUCCGACGUUGCGGACCGGGUCAUUAAGCCGAUGCUCCGUUUCCUGGACCGGACCAAAUCCUUCUUCUUCGUUGACGUCUACACUUACUUCGCUUGGAUCUCCAAUCCUAUCGAUAUCAACUUGGAUUACGCCCUGCUCCAGCCCACGAAUAUAACGAUUUCGGAUCCGGUUUCGGGUCUCAAAUACACCAAUCUCCUCGACCAAAUGUUGGACGCUCUCUACUUCGCAAUGAAGCGGGCCGGGUACCCGAACAUCCGCCUGUUUUUAGCUGAAACGGGUUGGCCCAACGGCGGCGACCCGGACCAGCUCGGAGCCAAUAUCUACAACGCCGCCACUUACAAUCGCAAUGUGAUCAAGAAGUUCGCCGCGAAGCCGCCGGGCGGGACCCCGGCCCGGCCCGGCGUGGUCAUCCCGGCGAUGGUCUUCGCGCUGUACAACGAGAACAAUAAAACGGGUCCGGGCACGGAGCGGCACUUCGGGCAGCUGUACCCGAACGGGUCGUAUGUCUACCCGAUUGAUUUUUCGGGUAAGACCACGCACUACGCGCCUCUGCCGAAGCCGUCGAGCAAUGGGAAGCUGUGGUGCGUGGUGGGGAACGGCAAGAAUGCGACGGCGUUGGCGGAGGCGUUGUCGUAUGCUUGCAGUCAGGGUAAUCGGACCUGCGACCCGAUUCGACCCGGUGGGAAGUGCUUUAAACCGAACUCGUUGAUUAAGCAUGCGAGCUAUGCAUUUAGCUCGUAUUGGACCCAAUUUCGGGCAGCUGGGGCAACUUGUUCUUUCAAUGGGCUGGCCACUUUGACCUCCAAGGAUCCAAGUUAUGGAUCUUGCCAAUUGCCAAGUUUUAACCUUUGAGCAGACGAAAGGAACAAUAUUUUAUCAUUAUUUCUUGUUGGAGAAUUUAGUUUUAGGGUUAUAAUUUAAUGUAUUUGUUCAUCCUUCGUUAAUAAGCCCGUUUUGGGCUGCGUGAGAUUUAGCACGGCCCUUAAUUGGUCUACCAGUAGAUUAGGUAGCCCAUUUUGAAGCGUUUCUCAUACCUUUUAGGUUAUUUUUUGGUAUGUAAUGUACUAAUACAAUAUCUAUACAUUUUAAGUUGGACAUUA